AUGUUCGACCAACUGGUAUUGGGAGCCGUUUUUGCUGGCCUCAGCAGCAUUGGCAUUUGGCAUUCUGUUCCGCUGACCGGAGUCACUCCUUCUAACUCUUUCUUUUGGCGCAGUCUUAGCUCCCUGGAAAUUGCGUUUUCCGUUCACGAGUUACGCAAAGUCCAUCCUUUGCUUUUCCCCUAUGACGACGCAAUCUCAGAACACGACCUCCUUCUACAACUUUCCCUCGAUGCUCAACAGUAUGAAAAUGCCAGGCUGGCCCUGGAACACUCAGCUGAAGCUGUAUCACUCCAUGUCAAUACCCCAGGAGUUACAGCAACAAUGUUACUCCCGAGUGCCACAGCGAUGCCAACGUCGGGCUAUUUGAACGAUAUCUGGGCAAAUGAGCAUAGCUACGAGGAGCUGCAACAGUUCCACCCAGCCCAGAACAACACGCUAUAUUUCACCGUCAUGGCUACUCUCGUUUUGGUUAUCCUCACAGUGCAGAUAAUGGGCUUUGGGAUGACGAAUAACAUCAAGCAGCACGUCGAGGACCUGCAAUACGAUUAUUUUGACCGAAUGAGCGGCGUGCAAGUGCAAUUCGACACUCUGAUGUUAGAGAUUCGACAGUUCCGAAGGGAAAAUGAACAAGUACGGCCUGUUUUCGUUCACCUGGCGGAGGCUAUCACAAACUCCUCGGCCGACCUCCAACAUUGUUUGUUACAUAUUGUUGGGAUGAUGGAAGACAAAUACACGUCGGGGAUGAUUACCAUUGAAUCCAAGUUGGAUGAGGUCAGUCAACAACACCGCGAUCUGAUGAGAAAUACUGAAAGUUUCCCUCAGAUUCCGAGACAAUUAGCUUGGCUUAACAUACUGAUGGCGAAGAACAUGUCCAACGACCUACCCGAAGGUGCACACAUGGACCAGCCUGAUUUGGAUCUAAGCAAGAGCCCUAGCAUCGAGCAGAUCAAUGGAGCUCGCAACGCCGCAGGGCAACCCAACGGGAUUUCCAACUCUGAGGGAAGUCCAGUUCUUCAGAAUGGGAAAAGGAGGACUAGUUCAGUGCAAUGGUCAGGAUUGGGGCUGACCUAG
Molecule: messenger RNA, 1071 nt
Organism: Penicillium psychrosexuale
Lineage: Eukaryota; Fungi; Ascomycota; Eurotiomycetes; Eurotiales; Aspergillaceae
Exons: 1
Coding region: 1-1071 (356 amino acids)
Source: RefSeq, a predicted model, not a curated record